This is a messenger RNA of Bacillus rossius redtenbacheri, 1819 nucleotides long. RefSeq names its product juvenile hormone esterase (gene clt). The record is from RefSeq and is a predicted model, not a curated record. NCBI's taxonomy places the organism in Eukaryota, Metazoa, Arthropoda, Insecta, Phasmatodea, Bacillidae. The coding region runs from base 84 to 1751 and encodes 555 amino acids. Gene Ontology annotation, molecular function: hydrolase activity. The transcript is spliced from 11 exons.
AUCUUUAAUGUCAUCUUUAAAUUUUGUGACUGUGAUUUUACUGUUAACGGAGGUAACUAACAAACUGUUACCAGCAAAACAUCAUGUACAUGUCAAGAAUUUUGUCGGCUCUGCUAAUAAUAGCAGUCUGUAAACAGGUGAUGAGUGCGGUGACGUCACCUCACGUGACUGUAGCGCAAGGCACUCUGCGAGGCUUGCAGGUGACUUCGAGAGCGUCAGGAAAGACUUACUACCGCUUCCAAGGCAUUCCUUACGCGAAGCCUCCCGUGGGAUCGCUCCGGUUCAAGGCCCCGGAGGAGCCGGCGUCGUGGUCCGGCGUGCGGGACGCCAUCAACGAGGGAGGGGUCUGCCCCCAGGACGGAGUCAAGAGCCAGGAGGACUGUCUUUUCCUCAACGUGUACUCGCCUCAGCUGCCCGGCACCAGGAGCAGCUCCCUGAGGCCCGUCAUGGUGUGGAUCCACGGCGGGGGGUUCUCCAAGGGCUCCGGCUCCACCAGGGGGCUGGGCCCGGACUAUCUCGUGGACGAGGGAGUCGUGCUGGUCACAAUCAACUAUCGUCUGGGAGUCAUAGGGUUCCUGAGCGUGGAUGGCACAGACGUGGCUGCGAACGCGGGCCUGAAGGACCAGGUGGCAGCCCUGCACUGGGUCAAGAAGAACAUCGCCAAGUUCGGGGGCGACCCGGACAACGUCACCAUCUUCGGAGAGAGUGCCGGCGGUGCCAGCGUCAGCUACCUGGUGCUGUCUCCUCUAGCCAAAGGUUUGUUUAAUCGAGCCAUCUCAGCGAGUGGCUCCGCCCUGAACCCGUGGGCAUUCUCUCCCAAUCCCAGCGAGCGCGCCUUCCGCCUCGGCCAAGCGCUGGGGCACCACGGGAGCGACGCCAAGGCUCUAGUCAAGUUCCUCAGAGGCCUCACGGCUGAACAGCUGAUUGCGCAACAGGAGAAGGCACUCACGGCGGAGGAGAAGAAGACCGGGCGGGUUUACGCCUUCGUGGGAGCCGUGGAGAAGUCGGUGGCCAGCGGGGACCACGUGUUCCUGCCCGACACGCCCUACAGCCUGCUGCGGGCCGGCAAGUUCAACAGAGUUCCCUACCUGACCGGGGACUGCUCGGCCGAGUACAGGGAGUCCGCGGCCGCUCUCAAUAAAUCUGCUUCCAACUGGGUGACCAUGAACAGAGACUUCGAGAGGUUCGUUCCCUAUGAACUUGGACUGAAAGAAGGGUCGCCAAAGUCUCGAGAGGUUGCCGCGGCAAUCAAGAAAUUUUACUUUGGUUCCAAAGAUCUGUCUGUGCAUACAGUGGAGCAGUUCUGCAACAUGGAGAGUGACAUUAUGUUUGUGAGAGGUGUCUACAAAACCUCCAUGGAAAUUAUUCAGCAUUCGUCUGCCCCGGUUUACAACUACUUGUUCAGUUUUGACGGGAAGUUGGGAAAGUCACGAGUUCACGGUUCCACCACUCCCAUCUACGGUCCAAGCCACGGAGAUGAUCUGACGUACCUCUUCUACUACAUAGCGGUCACCAAACCCUUCCCGGCCAAUUCACCCGAGAUGAUUACACUGCGACAUAUAGUGUCCAUUUGGACCAACUUCGCAAAAACUGGGAACCCAAGCGCCGGGAUAAACGUCAAGUGGCCAGCCAACACUGCUGCUAACGCUCACUGCUUGAACCUCAACGCCACACUCCGCAUCGACAACGGCUUUGAGAAAACACGGAUGAGUUUCUGGGAUAACAUAUACAAACUGUAUGGAAAGGCUUAACACCAUCAUGAGCUUUAAAUGUAACCACUAGAGAUGGUGAAUUGGAAAUUAAAUAUUUAAUUCAUUUU